Molecule: messenger RNA, 2045 nt
Organism: Nothobranchius furzeri (turquoise killifish)
Lineage: Eukaryota; Metazoa; Chordata; Actinopteri; Cyprinodontiformes; Nothobranchiidae
Product: mitochondrial coenzyme A transporter SLC25A42
Biological process (GO): transmembrane transport
Cellular component (GO): mitochondrial inner membrane
Source: RefSeq, a predicted model, not a curated record
AGAAUCCGGAAUGAUCUUGUGCGCAGUGGCAGUGUGCAGCUUCGACCAGAAUGGUAUCUCGCCCACGUCCUCUUGUAAACGAACGUCACUCAUCACUUGUUAUCUUCGGGGAACAUCUCCAGAAACAUCCAACGACGUGGGAAGAGUCGCACCCCAGCCCGUGGCAAGUUUUUAUAAGAGCGAAGGACGAAUGGAAGGCAAACCAGAGUUCUGUUGAGGAAGCUGGUCGUCAUAACCGUCCGUCUUCACGCGUCGACCGCAUAUUUGUAAACACGGGUGCGUUUAGGACGCGAGCGAAGGGUGCGUUUGUUUAGUCCUGAGUGAGUGUCUGACGGACGGCGCUCGGGGAUCUCUGACAGGACAUGGCCCACCGAGUCCACGACCACCAGGGCCGCCUGCCCGGGGCCCAGACCACCGUGCUGACCCUGCCGCCGUCCAGCCAGACUAAGGACCUGAGGCCCAGGCUGACGGCCCUGGACUCACUGCUGUGCGGUGCGUUUGCUGGAGCCGUGGCCAAAACCGUUAUUGCACCUUUGGAUCGCACCAAAAUAAUUUUUCAAGUGUCCUCACAACGAUUCUCAGCUAAGGAGGCCUUCAGGGUCAUCUACUGCACGUACGUGAAGGACGGGCUACUCAGUCUGUGGAGGGGCAACUCUGCCACCAUGGUGAGGGUGAUGCCGUACGCCGCCAUCCAGUUCUGCUCACAUGAGCAGUACAAGAAACUGCUGGGGGGCUACUACGGCUUCCAGGGCAAAGCGCUGCCUCCCUUCCCACGCUUUCUGGCCGGCUCUCUGGCUGGGUUGACCGCUGCUAUGCUAACCUACCCGUUGGACAUGGUGCGAGCCAGGAUGGCUGUCACCGCCAAAGAAAUGUAUAGUAACAUCAUGCACGUCUUUCUGCGCAUCUCCCAGGAGGAAGGCGUGAAGACCCUUUACCGAGGCUUCACCCCCACCAUGCUGGGUGUCAUCCCCUAUGCGGGAAUAACGUUUUUCACCUACGAAACCCUCAAAAAGCUGCAUGCAGAAAAAACGAAGCGAUCCCAGCCCUAUCCCUACGAACGCUUGGCCUUUGGCGCGUGCGCAGGCCUGAUUGGACAGUCGGCUUCGUACCCGCUGGACGUGGUACGUCGGCGUAUGCAGACUGCCGGCGUGAUGGGGUCAUCCUACCCUACAAUUCUGGGGACCAUGCGGGAUAUUGUAGCACAGGAGGGAAUCAGACGCGGGCUGUAUAAAGGCCUGAGCAUGAACUGGCUCAAAGGACCUGUUGCGGUGGGGAUCAGCUUCACCACAUUCGACAUCACACACAGCUUUCUGCUGAAGCUGCAUCAGAUGGGCUUUUUCAUCCACUGAGUCAUAUGAGAGUCAGAGAUUUGGUCACAGAGGCAAAGCACAGCAUGAGGGUCGGGCGCAUCUCUGCUUGUUGCAGGACCGUCCUGCGGCACACACCUUUAUCCUGAAGAUGGGAUGUCAGAGGCGUGGAUGAGUGGACAGGAGAUCCGUUCUGCACAGAGAUGUGCACAAUCACAAACCUUUUAAGUGCAAAGUGAUCACUCACUAUCAGAGAGAGAGUGAGUGGAUGCAGAAAAGGUACUUUUCAAAAUCACAGUACCAUCAGAUAAAAGGCGUCAUUUAGUCCUGUGUCAACACAAUGAGUUUAUUUUAUUUUCAUUUAGAAAAUAGUGUUGUUCGCAUUUUUUAUAUUUUAUGAUGGGUUCGCUGUGGAUUUAUUUCACAUCGAGGGAGAACAAUCAGCUAGAAGGGCACACUCCCACUGAAGUGCAAGAAUGUUAUUUUGUUAUCUUUUACAUGAUGCUAAUCAAACAUGUUAUGAAUGAACGCAUUUACUGUAUAUUGCCGGUGUUGGUUCACGUACAUGAUCGUCUGUACCGCGCUCAUACCGUGCUACAGAUGGUGUUUGGUUGUUUUCUUGUUUGUACAGCUUUGUUUCACCGAUCAAAGAGAAGCAGUCUGGCUUUUAUUUCUCUUGUUUGUCCAAAAGCGAAAGCGUUUAGUGUAUGACCGUGCAAAUUAAAGUGUUUAUCAUAA